Molecule: messenger RNA, 3211 nt
Organism: Branchiostoma floridae (Florida lancelet)
Lineage: Eukaryota; Metazoa; Chordata; Leptocardii; Amphioxiformes; Branchiostomatidae
Exons: 13
Coding region: 453-2054 (533 amino acids)
Biological process (GO): lipid metabolic process
Molecular function (GO): calcium ion binding
Source: RefSeq, a predicted model, not a curated record
AGGAACGUCAGUCCAAGUUGUCCACGGUCUUGUGAGGUGCUCGUGUUAUGUCAUAAAGAUUGAUUUCAUGCCACGUUGCAAUGAGAAAAAGGUUGGCGUACUUCCUAUGAACUUUUGAAUCUGGCCCGGUUUGCCGAGUCAGCUCCCCCAAGUAGCAUGUAGUGUAAACAUGCCACACAAGAACUUGUUGUUGGCGUUUCGAGGCGCAUGCGAAGUAAGCAGUCACGCCCCUGGUUGUGGUAAUGGAACGCCCGACUCCCAUGCCACAACCAUUACCUAACAAGCUUAAGGCCAAGAACCUAAGAUUACACCUGCAUGCACCCGGGCCAGAACUGACGCGGUGGUACAGCACAGCAGAACCUGGCUAGCAUCGCGGCUGUAGAGUUGACCACAGUCACUGGAAGUGCUGCCCCGGAUUCAGUCAACGUAAGAGUAUCAGCGCAGUGAUCCUGAUGGGGAAUUUCUACUCACAAGAAGAGAAGGCACCAUUGGACGUGACAGAUGUAGACGACCCAAAGGACAAGGACUUUGGAAACUAUGACUUUCCGUUCGAGAACCUGGUUAUAGAGGGAGGUGGGGCCAGAGGAGUGGCUUAUGUUGGAGCGCUGCGGGUCCUGGAGACUGCAGGAAUCCUCCAGAACAUCAAAAGAGUUGCCGGUGUGAGUGCGGGAGCCAUCACUGCCACGUUCGUGGCGCUGGGACUCAGCUGCGCGGAUGUGGCAGAGCAGGCUGAGGUGGAUCUGGGCAAGAUUCUCCUCUCCGGAGGCUACCUACAGACCCUGGUCAAACCCGUCAAUCUGUACUGGCGGUAUGGGUGGGAAACUGGAGACGGAUUCUCUACGUUCUUUGGAGGCAUCCUGGAGAAGUUCACCCGUAAAGAUGGCCGCCCCGGGAACCCAGAUAUCACCUUUAAGCAGCUGUACAACAUGAGUGGAAUAGAACUCUGCAUUGUGGUGACGAACUUGGACCAGAUGACAGAAGAAUACUUCCACGUCAAGACCACCCCGAACUUCUCCAUCCGCAAGGCUGUCAGGAUGUCCAUGUCCAUUCCAGGACUGUUCCAGCCAGUGUUGAAUGGCUACCAUGGCAACCAGGAUUACUACGUUGAUGGGGGUGUGAUCUGUAACUACCCAAUACACGCCUUCGAUGGCUGGUGGCUCUCCAUGGGGGAAGAGGACUCGUUCUUCCAUAGACUUGAUGACCUUGCCCAUCUCAGUAGGAGCUUCCACCGUUCUAACCGCUUCGAGCCCGUCAACCCGAAAACGAUCGGACUCAUGUUGUAUUCCGAUGACGACAUUGAGCAGCACCAGCAAGUUCUCUGUGAUCGUCUAACGCAGGAAGAAAGACUGUAUGAGAAAAAGAGGCCUGACACCAAGGCAGCCAGGGAGUACCAAGACAAGAGGACCGUUGAGACAGUCGAGGCCAUGGAGAACAGGAAGAAAAUCCGGGGCCUCAUCGACAAGUUUCUGACAAUUCUGAAGGCCCAGAACAAAGACCACACCUCAACUGUCAGUAGGGAGGAACUACACGGGGCUUUAGCAGAGGCAGGAAAGAAUUCUCUGACUGAUAAAGAAAAGGAGAAGCUCUUUGGGGAAGCAUACUCCGUAGACCAACUCUUCGAUCAAAUGGACGCUAACAAAGAUGGAGAGCUGACCUUCCAGGAGGUUCACCAGUUCUUUACCAACAGAGGCUUCAGCUGGCUGACCCGGAGUAUGGAGGAGAAGAGGCAGCACGUCUCCAGUCUCACGGACUACACCCUGAAGUACAUGGAUCUCCUCGGAUUCCUCGGGAAGAAAGUGUACAGCAAGGUUGACGACAUGGAGAGGACCAUUGGAGUGGACAGUGACUAUGUGAAGACAACUGAAUUCGAGCUGGAGAACGAGGAUAAGAUGUUCCUCUUUCAGCGAGGAGCCACCGGUGCUCGAGCGUUCCUGCGGACGUACAUCGCAAAGAACAACCUGAAGCCUGCAAAAUCUGCCGGGAAACGGCGUUGGAAGAACCUACAGCGUCACGUGCUGUUCGCUCCGCGGCAGAGAAAAGUUGCCAAGCCGUAGAGCCCAGCUAGUAACAAUCUCUAAGUUUGUGUUGAAGUGCAUAUUGCAUGGCUUGGAAUCAUCACGAGCAUAUUGCAUGGACUGGAAUACCUUAAUAUCAUCGGUAUGGUUAUGACGACAGAUGAUUGUAUUUGCAUUUUUGAAUCAAUUUUCUCAUUAUUUCGGAAAUAACGGACCAUGGUAACAUUCUUGUCGAAGGGUUCCUGUAGUGGCAAUGAGAAUUUAUCAAGCGUUCUAUGAUCAUGACAUUGCUGUUGGUGCUGUAUUUCUGUAGUUUUAUACGCUAUCGCCGUUUUGUCACAGACGCUUGGGGAAAAUAGCUUUGUUGAUUGUUUUGUUCAUUUGAUAUAUUCGAUUUGCAUGUUGCUUUAGUGAUUGUUAGUUUAGUUAACGUUAUUGUUCUUAUUUCAUGAUUUUAAGCGUAUUUCCAAAUAUAGUUAUACAAAUGUGAAUGAAAUAAGAUAAAUAGGUGUAAAACAUAUAUUCACACUUAUUCAUCUUUGUAAUCUUGCUUUGCCAAUAUUACUUACAAUAUUACCUGUCAUGCUCUUCAAUCAAGUGUAGCAUGCGUUAAUGAACAGCGUAUCUUCUACUUUGAUUUACAUGUUUGCCAUCCAUUCGCUGAAUCAGAAAGAAACACAGCAGAAAAAUCAGUAAUUCUUGGUGUUUGCAGUUUGUCUUGUGUUCAGACACUGAAAUGUUGAAGUUGACACAAUAAUUUAAUCAUGUAUUCAAACUCAUGUGUGAUAUGUACGUGAACAUUUAUGGUUGUCAAAUUCUUACAGAGAUCCUUUAGAUUGCAGUUCAGCGGUCGCUUUAUAAAAUCGACUCGUGGCGGCCAGACGUGGUACUACACGUUACUCUUGGAUGAGACCUGUUAUUCUAAGUUACGAAACGGUGCCACGAUAUGUUUAGACUUGAAUGUUUGGUGAGAUUUACACUUGUGUGUCUUUUGUCCUACUAAUUAAUGUUCAUCGUUUGACACAUCAGUUUCUGCGCAUGAUAUAGGCAGACGAACUGGAGAACCACGUGUCUGUUAUGGGUCAGUGUACUUACAAAGACCCAAGGUGUACCGUUUCAGAAAGUUGGACAAAGUUUCAACUACCUACACUUCGUGCUUUGUAGCCGUGUGUUGAAUAAAUGUACUUCUCCUUAAA